UCCGUUUUCUUAUAUUAUUCUCUUUCUUGCGAAGAGGAGAAGAGAACGAAAGGUGUUGUCUUUGACACGCACAUUGUAUAUGGCUAUGGCUAUAGAGAAAUUCUCAAUGUCAAUGUCCACACAAAUGCAAGAUCAACCCUCAAACCCUACCACGAAUCCCAUUUCCAAUUCCACUUUCAUUCCCAAUCCCAUGACUCCCCACAACAAUGCCGCUCCUCCUCAUCCGCAGACGACGUCUUCCAUGUUUGAGAACAUGAGGAGCGGGACCCACCACAGGAGAGCCCAUUCGGAUGUUAGCUUCCGGCUGCCUGAAGACAUGGCGGAUCUCUCGCCGUCCGAUCCGUUCAACGGAGUCGGAGUCGGAGUCGGAGGCGGAGGAGGUGGGUCUUCCGCGGCUAGCCUGGAGGAGAUGGGAUCGGAGGAUGACCUGUUCUCGACCUACAUUGACGUCGAAAAACUCGGUACGGAUCAGAGUGGCGGAGAAGGAAAUGCGGGAGGAGGAGGAGGAGGAGAGAGGGGUGUCAAUCGGGCUAGGCAUAGGCAUAGCAGCUCCGUCGAUGGGUCCUCCACUACGACGUCGUCCACCAGCGUUUUUGGGGAGAUUAUGGAUGCCAAAAAGGCCAUGCCUCCGGAUAAGCUCGCUGAGCUAUGGACCCUCGAUCCCAAGCGUGCCAAAAGGAUAUUGGCGAAUCGCCAGUCUGCUGCCCGCUCAAAAGAGAGGAAAGCCCGCUAUAUACAAGAACUUGAGCGCAAGGUUCAGACCCUACAGACAGAAGCCACCACUCUUUCUGCCCAACUAACCCUAUUUCAGAGGGACACAACUGGUUUGAGUUCCGAAAACACGGAGCUUAAGCUUCGGUUACAAGCUAUGGAGCAACAGGCUCAGUUGCGUGACACUCUGAAUGAUGCACUGAAGAAGGAAGUUGACAGGCUCAGAAUUGCCACCGGCGAAAUAAUGAGCCCUUCUGAAUCAUUUAACUUGGGAAUGCACCAGAUGGCAUACACCUUAUCACAAUUUUUUCCUCUUCCACAACACCCAGGACCUGCUGGCCACCAGAACAUGCAGUUGCCAUUCAAUCAUUCCCAAUCUAGCAUGUCAGCUCAACAACUGCACCAAUCAAAUUCUCAUCCGCUCUCAGAAAUGAGGCAGAAUGACCCUCUUGGCCGAAUGCAGGGGCUUGACAUUAGUGGCAAAGGAUCAUCUCUUGUGAAGUCUGAAGGCCCCUCGCUUUCUGCCAGUGAAAGUAGCUCCACAUUUUGACACAAGCUGGCUGCUAAGCUGCUGACCUGCUGACUUGUUUAUGGCACGCCUUUCUAGUAGAUUGUUUAUAGACUUGACAUCUAGUCAUCUAGUCAUCUAGAGAAGGUACUCUGUUAUUCUAUUAUUUAUUCCAUUUGUGCGAUGGAUUGAUUCUUAAUUGUUUAUUCUUAGGGUUAUUCCCCAAAAAGGGGUAAGCUCCCUUAGGUUAGUUGCUAUGUUCAUGUAAAAAAAAAAGUUGCUAUGUUCAUGUCAUUUAUUCAGUAUGGGAUUGAAGGGUCAAUCCCAUUGGGGUUGGGAUGCUAGCAUCAUGUCGUCCUAUCCUUUGUAUUUGGUUUGAAUUUGAUACCAUGUGAACUUUGUCGCUAA
Messenger RNA from Juglans regia (Persian walnut), 1627 nucleotides. RefSeq names its product transcription factor RF2b-like. Gene Ontology annotation, biological process: regulation of DNA-templated transcription. The coding region runs from base 80 to 1261 and encodes 393 amino acids. NCBI's taxonomy places the organism in Eukaryota, Viridiplantae, Streptophyta, Magnoliopsida, Fagales, Juglandaceae. The transcript has 4 exons. The record is from RefSeq and is a predicted model, not a curated record. Gene Ontology annotation, cellular component: nucleus. Gene Ontology annotation, molecular function: DNA-binding transcription factor activity.